Molecule: messenger RNA, 942 nt
Organism: Pyrgilauda ruficollis (rufous-necked snowfinch)
Lineage: Eukaryota; Metazoa; Chordata; Aves; Passeriformes; Passeridae
Gene: MYL2
Product: myosin light chain 2
Exons: 8
Coding region: 31-789 (252 amino acids)
Biological process (GO): heart development; cardiac muscle contraction; muscle cell fate specification
Cellular component (GO): myofibril; cytoplasm
Molecular function (GO): calcium ion binding
Source: RefSeq, a predicted model, not a curated record
UUGCUGCCCGUGGGUUCCUUGGCUGCAGGAAUGCUGAGCCAGAGCCCGGGCAGUGCGAGCGUCAUCCCUGCAGGAUGUGUCCCCGGGACAGAGCCCGGCAUCGGGAGAGUUAAAUCCGGGGGGAGUGAGGGAGUGCCUCUGGGACACCCCUCACAGGGACAUCGGCAGCUGAGCGAAGCCAUGGCACCCAAGAAAGCCAAGAAGAGGAUUGAAGGUGCCAAUUCCAAUGUUUUCUCCAUGUUUGAGCAGGCGCAGAUCCAGGAAUUCAAAGAGGCGUUCACCAUCAUGGAUCAGAACCGGGACGGCUUCAUCGACAAGGCAGAUCUGAGAGACACCUUUGCUGCCCUUGGUGAGCCCAGCUUUAGCAGCCUCCCCUCCCCAGCUUUGCCAACACCAGGCCUGCCCCCAACACGCAGAGCAGGACUUGGAUCCACGACUGACCCACAGCUGCUCUCCCCAGGGCGCCUGAAUGUGAAGAACGAGGAGAUCGAUGAGAUGAUAAAGGAGGCACCGGGCCCCAUCAACUUCACCGUGUUCCUCACCAUGUUUGGGGAGAAGCUCAAGGGUGCCGACCCAGAGGAGACAAUCCUGAAUGCAUUCAAGGUGUUUGAUCCAGAGGGGAAAGGCCUGAAAUCUGCCUACAUCAAAGAAAUGCUGAUGACGCAGGGGGAGAGGUUUUCCCAGGAAGAGAUCGAUCAGAUGUUCGCUGCCUUCCCUCCGGACAUGUCUGGCAACCUGGACUACAAGAACCUGGUCCAUGUCAUUACUCAUGGUGAAGAGAAGGACUAGCCCAGGCUCAGGGCUGGGGCUGGCACUGCAAGAUCACCUCUCCCUAGGUCACUCGGGGGUUCCCUUUCCUCUUCCCCUGGAGAGGCAUGUGCCUGGGAAUUUGGCACGGGAAUGGCAUUCACAUUAAAAGGCCUUUUGGCAAGAGGAAACCCA